CUUGUCGGACAUUUCUCGAGAAUUUUCUGCGAGGUUUCUCGAAGAUGUCGUCCAAGAAGCCGUUCCCAAACGGCGAGGCAGCUCCAGAGGGUUCUGUAGGUCGCCAUGGAAACCAGCGGACCUUAGGAAUCGUCCUGGCGCUGUCAGGACUCGCGUCUGUGGUGAGUGUCGUCACCCUGCUGUUCGUGGUGCGAGAGCUUACGUUCCUACGGGCGCAACAAGGAGCCUUACAAGAUCACCAAGGAAGAGACCAUGACCAGCUGGUGGUACUGCGCAGCCAGCUUCAGGACCUGAUGCAAUGGAAGCAUGAGCUGGGAGUUAAGACCAGUGAGCAACUCACCCCCGAGGGCCCAACUAGCUCAACUGAAGACUGGCGACGUGCUGACAGCGCCACCUUUUGGAAAAGUGCGGAGGUGCACCACAGAUCCAAGAGGGAGGCGAUGGCCAACACUGUUCUCUUCCAUGGCAAACUUGGAGCAGGUCUCGGAUGUUCGUCCGGAGCCCCCGGGAGGGAUGGAAGAGACGGUAUGCAGGGUCCUGCCGGCCCGCCCGGACCCCCUGGACAGUGUUGCAUUGAGAGGCAGACUCCCUCCCCAGAGGAGGCGACUACCCCGACACCCACAUCCACCACCCCGGAGCCAUCUGGAGGUGCACAAGACUGCUCGGAACUCUAUGCGGCAGGACAGACUACAAGCGGAGUCUACGACAUCAGACUCGGCUCCUCUAACGUACAGACCUACUGUGACAUGGAUACCGCAGGGGGUGGCUGGACCGUGAUACAACGGCGGCAGGACGGGUCGGUUCGCUUCGACCGGACUUGGGAGGAGUACAAGCACGGGUUUGGGAACAAGAACGGGGAAUACUGGCUUGGGAACGAGAACAUCCACCUUCUGACCAGUCAGAAGAACUAUACCCUCAGGGUGGAUCUCGAGGGAUGGGACGGACAGACAGCGUAUGCAACGUAUUACAGUUUCAGGGUGUCCGGUGAGUCGGACCAGUACCUGCUGACGCUUUCCGGAUAUUCAGGCACCGCGAGAGACUCCAUGGGUAACUACAACACCGAGCCCAGGUUCUCCACUGUGGACAGGGACAAUGAUGCCUGGAGCAGCCACUGUUCUCAGAGUUACGGGCAAGGCGGCUGGUGGUAUCCCGGAAACUGCGGCAGCUCCAUCCUCAACGGCCGCUACCUGGACAACUGUGGUUACUCCUGUCCAUGGAUGCAAGGUGUGGUGUGGUACGGCUGGAGAGGCUUGCGUUACUCCCUGAAGGCUGUGUCUAUGAAGAUCAGGCCAUAACCGACACGCGUACGGUAUGGCAUUAACACGUGACAUGUGUUGGCAUUUUCAAUGAAUUCAUUAAUC
Branchiostoma belcheri (Belcher's lancelet) is the source of this 1361-nucleotide messenger RNA. Its product is annotated as ficolin-3-like. The transcript is spliced from 7 exons. Lineage: Eukaryota; Metazoa; Chordata; Leptocardii; Amphioxiformes; Branchiostomatidae. The record is from RefSeq and is a predicted model, not a curated record. Bases 45 to 1295 code for a protein of 416 amino acids.